Molecule: messenger RNA, 903 nt
Organism: Trichosporon asahii var. asahii CBS 2479
Lineage: Eukaryota; Fungi; Basidiomycota; Tremellomycetes; Trichosporonales; Trichosporonaceae
Exons: 1
Coding region: 1-903 (300 amino acids)
Source: RefSeq, a predicted model, not a curated record
AUGCCGCCCGUCCACUGGGACAUCAACUUUCCCCACAUCCGCGACGCUAUCCUGGACUAUGCCCUCGAAGAUCGGGACGACAGCACCAUCCGCGAUCUGCGGUUGACGCAGCGCGCAAUUCACGACUACAUUGACAGCCGCAUAGUCCAGCACAUUGAGUGCUCUGUGCAGUCCUUCAACCUCACAACAGCCAUUGGACAUGUCCGCCUCGCCUUCGAAAGUGAAAAUGUUGCGUCAUUGGUCCGCGUGCUCGACGUGGUCAAAGGCAGCAGCAACGAUGUGAGAGCAUGGCCUGCGGCAUCAUUUCCUAACCUGAAGUACGCAAGGCUUCUCUGUCCUGGACACCGCAUGGUGCUUGACUGGCUGAUCGCGGACUCCUCGAAUGUGAUUCUCAUUAUCCCCAUCGUCACCUCAAGGCCCGAAGCCCCCUACCAGACUCUCAGAAUACACACUGGCCCUUCGGUUACCAGGACGAUCACUCUGCUACCUGCUCCGGAGAACAGGCGGCCGCUUUCGACAGAAGAUAUGGAGGACCUCACCGCCUUGGGCAACCGUGUCGGGAAACAGCCGACUGGACUCCUCCAAUACCGCCGUGGUUUUGUUAGCUGUAUCACGACGGUCGACAUCGUGGACGAUGCCGAUACCGGAGAAGGAUCCGACCAACCGGAGUACAUCAGGGUGGGAGGUGGUUCAGGUUCCUGCUUGCAGCGGAUUAAGAAUUGUGUUGUCGCUGGACAAGCGGACCUGUCACUUGCAAUGGUGAUCGAAGUUGAGCACUACGGCGGUCCCGCCUGGAGAAUUGACCGGCGAUACGUCUCAGUGGUGAAAUGGCGAGAGGAGCUCUCGAACGAGGAGUGGGACUUGAUAGACUCCAUCCCCGAAAGCGUCUGGAGACCUAAUUGA